Messenger RNA from Paramecium octaurelia, 428 nucleotides. Lineage: Eukaryota; Ciliophora; Oligohymenophorea; Peniculida; Parameciidae. The record is from the annotation of a GenBank genome assembly.
UAAUGCAUUAACAAGAUUUAACAUUAAUGAAAACAUUAUGUAGAGCUGCCUCAAUCCCACAUUAAUAGAAGACUGCCUAUGCAUAACACAUUGAUUCCAGCGCUUUUUUAUAAGCAAGAAAUAAAAGCUUAUGUUAUGCAUUAAAGUAAUCUUCAUCUAACAACUAUGGGCAACUCAGCCACCAUCUAAAUAUAAACAUUAAAUAUCAUAAUUAGGACAUGAUACAAGGUUGAAAUCUUCAUUAUCAAAAUGAUUUCAAGAGACGCUAUAAGUUCAAAAAUUUAAGCAUAAACCUAAGAUAUUUAUAUGCCAUUAACAUAGAAGAAGUAUAACAAUUAUUACAAUUGCUGAAGUUGUGUGUACAGUGUAUUUACAUUAAUCACAGCAACUCUAAUUUCUUUCAUAUUUUGCAAAAGAAGCUAGAUUGG